CGCCGACUCUCGCCGAUGAUUCGCGUGACGCUCUGCCGGUUGUACGGAACCGGCAAAGUAGUCAAUAAAAACUCACGACUUUUCCGAAAUACUAUGCCAAAACGUAACAAGAAAGGACUUAAAGAAUCUGAGAGAGAGGGAAGACCUGCAGAAUUAACUCUAGCGAAUUUUUUAACUGGAUCACUCGCAUCUCAAACUGCUCAAAGUUCAAACGUUUCUCACAGCACAGCAGCUUCUUCGGCGGAUCUAACAGACAGACCAGAAUCAACUGCCUCAGAAUCUGGCUUAAAUCAAGGAGGAGCAUCUAGUGGAACCGUCGGGUUUUCCGUCAAACGCACAAAGAAAGGGAAACUUCCUAUCUCGUACGAAAACAGGGCCAAAGGUAAGAAAGUCACUGUGAUCAGCAACGUUACUGGUGAUUCCGGAAUAUUACUACAGGAGCUGAAAAAGAAAAUUGGUGCAGGCGGAGUUGUAAGAGGUGACACUGUGGAAAUACAGGGAGAUCAUCAAGUUGUGGUUGAGAAAUUUUUAACUGGCCAUCCCUGUUUGAAAUAGACCGUACCUUUCCCCGUG
Messenger RNA from Orbicella faveolata, 573 nucleotides. RefSeq lists its product as uncharacterized. NCBI's taxonomy places the organism in Eukaryota, Metazoa, Cnidaria, Anthozoa, Scleractinia, Merulinidae. Gene Ontology annotation, biological process: translation; translational initiation. The record is from RefSeq and is a predicted model, not a curated record. Gene Ontology annotation, molecular function: translation initiation factor activity; structural constituent of ribosome. Gene Ontology annotation, cellular component: ribosome.